AAACAACCCUUCCCUUCCUCUUCUCUUCUCUUCUCUUCUCUCCCUUCACUACGAGGUUUACUCAAAUUCACAAUAAAAUUGCCAACUUUUUCUCCUUAAAACAACAAAGAAUAUAAUGGCUGCUAGUAGAAUCCAAAUCUCUUCGCCAUUUUCUUCUUCUUCUCCUUCUUUAAAAGUGGAUUUGGGUUUCACUUCAAAGUCCGUUUCCAUGGCUAAUAGGAGAGCUCAAAUUCGGUGUGGCGCAGUAAUCCACUCCCCAUCAGUCCUCACUUUCCCUAAGAAUCCUUUCCAGAAGGAAUCUCCGGCGCCGGCACCGGCGCCGCCGGAUACUUCUCAGGCGGCGGCGCCGCCGCCGCACUGGAACGUGUUUCAGAGGGCGGCCUCGGCGGCGCUGAACGCGGUGGAGAGCGCGUUGGUGGCGGUGGAGAGGAAACACCCGCUCCCCAAGACGGCUGAUCCGGGCGUCCAAAUAUCUGGGAACUUCGCCCCCGUGCCGGAGCAGGCGGUGCGGCAUAACCUCCCGGUGGUCGGCGCCGUGCCGGAAUGCAUUAACGGCAUUUACGUAAGAAACGGCGCUAACCCGCUCUUCGAGCCGGUUGCCGGUCACCACUUCUUCGACGGGGACGGCAUGGUUCACGCCGUCACAAUUAACGGCAACUCCGUCAGCUACGCCUGCCGGUUCACGGAGACUGAGCGGCUGGUUCAGGAAAAGGAACUGAACCGGCCGGUUUUCCCCAAAGCCAUCGGCGAGCUCCACGGCCACUCCGGGAUAGCUCGCCUCCUCCUCUUCUACGCCCGCGGCCUCUUCGGCCUCGUCGAUCACAGCCGCGGCACCGGCGUCGCUAACGCCGGCCUCGUCUACUUCAACGGCCGAUUACUCGCCAUGUCGGAAGACGACCUCCCUUACCACGUCCGCAUAAAACGCUCCGGCGACCUGGAAACCGUCGGGAGAUUCGAUUUCAACUCGGAGCUCCGGACCACAAUGAUCGCCCACCCGAAAAUCGACCCGGUUUCCGGCGAGCUUUUCGCCCUGAGCUACGACGUCGUUCAGAAGCCUUAUUUAAAAUACUUCAACGUUUCCACCGCCGGGGAGAAGUCCCCGGACGUGGAAAUCAACCUCGACGUUCCGACCUUGAUGCACGACUUCGCGAUCACCGAGAACUACGUCGUGAUUCCCGACCAGCAAGUGGUUUUUAAGCUUCAAGAAAUGAUUAAAGGCGGCUCCCCGGUGAUAUAUGACAAGGAGAAGAAAUCCCGGUUCGGGAUUCUCAAGAAAAAUGCCGGAGAUUCUAAGGAUAUUAUCUGGGUCGAGUCGCCGGAAACUUUCUGUUUCCAUCUCUGGAACGCCUGGGAAGAGGCGGAAACCGACGAGGUCGUCGUGAUCGGCUCAUGCAUGACCCCGCCGGACUCAAUUUUCAACGAAUGCGACGAGAAUCUCAAGAGCGUCCUAUGCGAAAUCCGGCUGAAUCUAAAAACCGGCGAAUCAACCAAAACGCCGAUCAUCCAAUCCACGGAACACCUCAACUUAGAAGCCGGAAUGGUCAACCGGAACCUUCUCGGCCGGAAAACACGGUACGCGUAUCUCGCCAUCGCCGAGCCGUGGCCCAAAGUCUCCGGCUUCGCCAAAGUCGACCUCUUCACCGGGAAACUCGAGAAAUACAUUUAUGGCGACGAGAAAUACGGCGGGGAGCCGUUCUUUGUGCCCGGCUCCUCGGAGAAAGAAGACGACGGCUACAUUCUUACAUUCGUCCACGACGAGAAGACAUGCAAGUCGGAGCUCCGGAUAGUGAACGCCGGGAAUUUGAAACUCGAAGCCACCGUCAAGCUCCCGUCAAGAGUUCCCUAUGGCUUCCAUGGAACUUUUAUCAGCUCAAAGGACUUAGAACGUCAAGCAUAGUCCUCGGAACACAAGAUCAAGCCCUAACAGUCCCAAUGAAAAUUAUCAAUAGGCUCUACUGUCUACCCGCCUAACAGUUGAGAUACCGUGAUUUAACUCUCCACUAUCUUGUUAGGUCGAGGUGUAUUGUGGGCUCCACCCGCUUAACAGACAUAGUUGAGAUACUGUGAUUUAAUUUUUCACUAUCUUGUUAGGUCGAGGUGUAUCGUAGUGGGCUUCAUCCACUUAACAGACAGUUGAGACAUUGUAAUUUAAGUCAGGGUUAUUUUGUCGGGUUCGAGUAUGGGAGCAUAGGGUGGUAAUAAAUUAGGUUGUGAUUCAGUGUGACAAUGUACAUAGGAGAGAUGUGCCUGAGGGAUGCUAGAUUUGCACAGAGGUCCCCGGACUCUCCUCAAAUUUUAAUUUUGACCUUAAAACAGUCUCUUCUCUUUUUUUCA
Molecule: messenger RNA, 2334 nt
Organism: Ipomoea nil (Japanese morning glory)
Lineage: Eukaryota; Viridiplantae; Streptophyta; Magnoliopsida; Solanales; Convolvulaceae
Product: 9-cis-epoxycarotenoid dioxygenase NCED1, chloroplastic-like
Exons: 1
Coding region: 116-1897 (593 amino acids)
Biological process (GO): carotene catabolic process
Cellular component (GO): chloroplast stroma
Molecular function (GO): carotenoid dioxygenase activity
Source: RefSeq, a predicted model, not a curated record